AUGCAACGGCACAACAGGUACGAGGUUGAUCCUGCCGAGCGGGAGCCACUCGAAUACUCUGGCUACUCCCACUUCCAAGGUCAGCCACAACCCACCACCCACUACGACAACCGGAAUCAAUACCAUCAACCACAACAACAACAACAACAACUACAACAACAACAAAACCAUCACCAUCACCUCCACCAACAACAGGAGUACUACGACCACGGAAACACCCACGACCAUUACGACGACAGUGGAAACCAUCGCCAACCCCCUUCGCCUCCGCGCGCCGCUUCCGGCACCUAUCGACCCGACGCACAUUUGGACGCAUCCCUUGAUCGUCUGCGAGCUGAGCGAAGGAACGAUCGCGACCACCACAACUGGCCCGGUGCCGCUUCACCAAACCCGGAUAUAGUAUCACCUCUGUCACCGCCGCAGCCAGCUGACAGCGGCUACUGGGUCCAGGAGCACGGUGGCCGAGCGAGGCCUCCUAAAAGCAACGUCACGCCAGGCGCCGACAAUUUUAGCGCCUCCGCCGGCGGUGGCAUGGCUGGAAUCGCCUACCAAGUGGCCGACCGUAACGCUAGAGAGAGCGGGUUAGAAGCCAUGAGCGGCACCGACCCAGCGCAACCGAAUUACCCGGAACAGGCGUAUCACGGUGUACAGAACGGCCACAAUCACGAUGGUGACUUUGGCCGGCAGUCUCCUCACCCUUCCGAUGGGGCACGACAAAGGGGUUACGGACAUGAUGCCGGGGACAGGGAUUCUCAUUCUAGCCUCACUGGCCUUGGUGCCUCGGGCAUUCCUCCAGGCAGAUCGACACCAGGCAAUGUUACGCCAUCAAGAAGUCCUUUGAGUCGCUGCGGCGUGUACACUGACGACCCAUACUCAGGCUUUUCAAGAUCAAGCCUCCCAAAUCUUGGCGUCGUCAACCCACACGACAUUUUUGACGACGGGGAUGACGGCCUCGAUUACGGUAGGAGAAACCACCGCGCAUCAGUUCUGAGCUUGGGAGCAUCGAGCAAUCGGAGUGGCAGCAAUUUAGGUGCCGCUGCCGCAGGCGCCGGUGCCGGGCGGUCUGGUAGCGGUUCCAGGGCAGCUGCGUAUGGACCUGUCAAUAGCAAUACUCCAUACGAGGAGACACACAACCUCGGCGCCGAGAAGAGCUGGGGCGAGAAGCCCAAAGGCAAAUCAAAGGUGUGGAGACUUGUCGUCAUUGGGAUUGUUGCUGUCGCCAUCAUUGCUGCCUUGGCGCUGGGCAUCGUCUUCGGUGUGGUUCUCAAGGAUGGCGGCGGUGGUGGCGGCGGCGGCUCGGGGCAGUCGGCUCAGGAGGAUCAGGCCGCAAAUGGUGACCUGACCUCUGAAAGCAAAGAGAUCAAGGAUUUGAUGAGCAACAAUCAGCUACACAAGGUAUUCAUGGGUAUGGACUACACGCCUCUUAACACGCAGUACCCGGAAUGUCUCAAGUUCCCACCUUCGCAAAACAACGUCACACGCGACAUCGCCGUGUUGUCUAAGCUCACCAACAUUGUUCGUACCUACGGUACUGACUGCAACCAAACCGAGAUGGUCAUCACGGCGAUCGACAGGCUCAAGCUUAAGGGCAAGAUGAAGAUGUGGCUCGGAGUCUGGCAGGACAAGAAUGAGACGACAAACGCACGUCAGCUGGGUGAGAUGUGGAAUAUACUCGACCACCACUCCAAGAAUGGCCGCAAGCCAGAAGACUACUUCAAGGGCUUGAUUGUAGCCAACGAGGUUUUGUAUCGCAAGGAGAUGACUACUAGUCAGCUCCAGCUUCUGUUGUCAAACGUGAGAACCAAUCUGACAGCCAAGGGCAUUAACCUUCCUGUGGCGACGUCGGACCUAGGUGACGACUGGAGAAACAAAGAUUUGGCCGACGCGUCCGAUUACAUCAUGGCGAAUAUCCAUCCCUUUUUCGGUGGAAUUGCAGCAGAAGAUGCUGCGACAUGGUCAAAGACUUUCUAUAACAAUUGGGUCAAACCGAAUGAGAAGUCGCAGGCGGAGAAGAAUGUCAUCGCGGAGUAUGGGUGGCCUUCGCAGGGCGGAGAGCGAUGUCCAUCAGAUGCCCCCAACUGCAAAAAUCCCGCGGUGGCCGACAUCAAGGGGCUUAAUAGGGUUCUGGAAGACUGGGUGUGCCCGGCGCUCAAUAAUGGAACAAACUACUUUUGGUUCUCGGCGUUUGACGAGCCGUGGAAGAUCCGGUUCAACACCGCAAAGGAGAAUUGGGAGGAUCACUGGGGGCUCAUGACUGUGGACAGGAAACUCAAGAGUGGGAUAACGAUUCCGGAUUGUGGUGGCAAGCAGGCGCCGGCCGCUUGA
Pyricularia pennisetigena is the source of this 2325-nucleotide messenger RNA. RefSeq lists its product as uncharacterized. Gene Ontology annotation, molecular function: glucan endo-1,3-beta-D-glucosidase activity; 1,3-beta-glucanosyltransferase activity. The record is from RefSeq and is a predicted model, not a curated record. Lineage: Eukaryota; Fungi; Ascomycota; Sordariomycetes; Magnaporthales; Pyriculariaceae. Bases 1 to 2325 code for a protein of 774 amino acids. Gene Ontology annotation, cellular component: fungal-type cell wall; extracellular region; cell surface. The transcript has a single exon. Gene Ontology annotation, biological process: cell wall organization.